This is a messenger RNA of Paramisgurnus dabryanus, 1830 nucleotides long. It is a transcript of the gene mims1a, whose product is annotated as family with sequence similarity 210 member Aa. The record is from RefSeq and is a predicted model, not a curated record. NCBI's taxonomy places the organism in Eukaryota, Metazoa, Chordata, Actinopteri, Cypriniformes, Cobitidae. Gene Ontology annotation, cellular component: mitochondrion.
GCUGUGGUCAUCAUCAUGUGCAAUGUCGGUGCUGUCCUAUGGUGCUGUCUCACGCUGAAUGACAGAAGAUACGUAAAAUAAAUAAAAUGUGGUUUCGGUGGAAAAAUGGCAUCAUCCCCGUUAAAGCUAUCUAUCCGUUAAACCACAAUCACUGUUAAAGGAUAAAGAUUAUAAGACAAAGCUUGUGUGAGAUGCAAAGAUUUCUAUGCAUUCGAGUCUUCAGGCAGACUGAUGCUCUGCUGCAGAUCAGACCUCCAUCUUUUUUAAAUUGUACUACACAGUCACCGGUACCCACAGAACACGGAUGCUGGAAACACCUGAGCUCCAGCCCACGAUGGCUCAGCACAUCUACUGUGUCUUUCUGUCCGUCUCCUCAGAGUAACUCCACCAGAGAUCGUCCAGUCAGUGCAGUACCAGGACAGGAUGAGCCCGACCCUCUGCAGGACCAAUCGAUGGGCCUCAUGCAGCGAUUCAAAAGGACCUUUAAGCAGUAUGGGAAAGUCAUGAUCCCUGUGCACUUGGUGACGUCCACAGUGUGGUUCGGCACAUUUUAUUAUGCUGCAAUGAAAGGAGUGAAUCUGGUGCCAUUUCUUGAAUAUGUUGGAUUUCCUGAUAAGGUUGUUAAACUCCUGGAGAACUCUCAGAGUGGCUAUGCACUAACAGCAUAUGCCAUGUACAAGAUUGCCACACCUGCAAGGUACACGGUCACUUUAGGAGGAACGUCACUGUCUGUGAAGUACCUGAGGAGGCACGGCUACAUGUCCACUCCUCCACCUGUGAAGGAAUAUCUCCAGGAGAAGAUGGAGGAGACCAAAGGGAGAAUCUCUGGCAAAAUGGAAGAGACCAAGGAUCGUUUAUCUGAGCGAAAGGACAAAUUCAGUGAAAAACUUCAAGAAACCAAAGACAAAGUGUCUUUCCGAAAGAAAAAGGAGUAGGUUUAUAAUGGCUCAUGAAGGGAGUUUUUAGGUGUAGAUUUAUGUGUCUACACAGUAUGUGAACAGGGGCAAUGCACUAAAGCUUUGAUCUGAUGUCUCCCAAUAACGGUAUAAUGAUUCACUUGAUGUUAUUUGACAAAAUAAUAGAGUUAAAGGAAAAACACAUAUGCAAAAUCUAAUGUAGGCUGCUCAUUCUAUACUUAUUGUUCACAAAGUAUGCUAAGCUGUUACAAAAUAAUAAAGUCGUAGAUAUAAAAAUAUUAUUGCACAUUGAAGGCAAGAAAAUUGUUAGAUUCUUGUAGUAUAUUUACAAGAAUAUGUACAUGUUUUUAUUUUCUAAAAAAAAUAAAAAAAUAAAAGUAGACGAGUCUACUGUUAUGUGUCCACAUGUUAGGUCUGUGUAAUACUCCGUAACUCUGCCUCAGUCCUUCUUAUUAAUAAUUAUAUUAUUAAGCUAAGAUUUGUAAACAGCCCAGAGUUGUCAUACGUUUAGCGUACGGAAGAUGAAGUAGAAAACCUGCAUCUUUUAAAUUCUCUAUACUGUACACUGAAUUUGUGAUGUCCUGUUUUUAUCAUUGUGUGAGCUCAUAUUAACAUACUGUUUUCUUUCUUUACGGUAUGUGCACUGUCAUGCAUUAAGUCAUCUUUUUGCUUUAAUGUUAUAUUUUGCAACAUAGAUUUUAUAAUCAGCAAAUGUUCUGGUCAAGCACUUUUUUGGAGACACCUACAUCAUGAUGUGAUGACACCUGGCUGUACACUUACAAUAAAACAUUUACACAGCAUUCUGUUGUUUUAUUUAGGGCAGGCCCCUAGCAUUUUUGCUUAUUGGUCCCAUAACCCCCCCCCCAUUACAUUACAGAGUAUGCGGCUACAGCAGAUUACUGUAUUACUAGAA